Molecule: messenger RNA, 1180 nt
Organism: Paraphaeosphaeria sporulosa
Lineage: Eukaryota; Fungi; Ascomycota; Dothideomycetes; Pleosporales; Didymosphaeriaceae
Exons: 1
Coding region: 1-1164 (387 amino acids)
Source: RefSeq, a predicted model, not a curated record
AUGAAGUACUCGAUCGUCCUCCCGCUCCUCGCCACCACGGUGUUGGCUGCGCCCCUGGAAGCCCGUCAGGCCACGUGCAAGGUGCCAACGUCGUUCCCCACGACGGCUAACGCGAAGCUUCCCAACCCCUUCAAGUUCUUCGACGGAACUGAUGUCAAGACCAAGGCCGACUUUGAGUGCAAGAACAAGGAGGUUUCCGCAGCUCUUCAGGCACAGGAACUCGGAACUUUCCCACCUAAGCCGUCCACGUUCUCCGCUACGUACUCGGGUGGCACUCUCUCGUUUACCGCCGGCGAAGGCGGCAAGUCCAUCUCCUUCUCUGUCAGCAUCAAGGGCAACUCCGGUACAUCCGUUCCCGCUAUCAUCGCCUAUGGCGGCGCGAGCAUCCCCGUUCCUUCUGGUGUCGCAACGAUCACCUUCAAUAACGACCAGAUGGGUCAGCAGUCAGGGCAGAGCUCUCGCGGAAAGGGCAAGUUCUACGACCUCUACGGUUCAGGCCACAGUGCCGGUGCCCUGACAGCGUGGGCAUGGGGUGUUGACCGUGUCAUCGAUGCCCUCGAGGCCACCACUGGGCACAACAUCGACACCAAGCGCAUCGGCGUGACUGGCUGCUCCAGGAACGGCAAGGGAGCCUUCGUGGCCGCCGCCCUCGUCAACCGCAUCGCGCUCGGCAUCCCGCAAGAGUCCGGCUCCGGUGGCGCUGCCUGCUGGCGCAUUUCCGAUUCCGAGAAGGCCAAGGGCAAGAACAUCCAGACCUCGUCCCAGAUCGUCGGCGAGAACGUGUGGUUCUCACCCGCCUUCAACGCCUUCUCCACCAAGGCAACUACCCUCUCGACCGACCACCACCAGCUCGCUGGUCUCGUCGCGCCGCGCGGCCUCAUCGUCAUUGAGAAUGAGAUCGACUGGCUCGGCCCCGUGUCGACCACCGCGUGCAUGAAGGCUGGUCGCUUAAUCUACAAGGCGCUCGGCGUGCCGGACAACAUGGGCUUCACUGGUUCCGGAAACCACAACCACUGCUCGUUCCCGAGCAACCAGCAGAGCGACCUAACUGCGUAUAUCAACAAGUUCUUGCUCAACACCAGCGGGAAUACGGCGAACAUCGAGAAGGGCCCUACUGCUGAUGUGGCCUCGUACAUUGACUGGACUGCACCAACGCUGACCUAGAGGGUGGAGAUUUGGG